AUGACGGCGACGUGGGCGUCGUCGGCGUACUCGGCGGGCACGGGGCAGAUUGCGCGCGAGUUCGGCGUGGGCACGCAGGUCGCGACGCUGGGCACGACGCUGUACCUGUUUGGCUUCGGGCUCGGGCCGCUGCUGUGGGCGCCGCUCAGCGAGGUCUACGGGCGCCGCGUCGCCGUCCUGGCGCCCAUGUUUGUCGCCGUGUGCUUCAGCUUCGGCAGCGCCGCGGCCAAGGACCUGCAGACGCUGAUGCUGACGCGCUUCUUUGGCGCGUUUUUCGCCUCGGCGCCCGUCACCAACACGGGCGGCGUGCUGGGGGACCUGUACACGCCGGCGUGGAGGGGGAUCGCCAUGGCGGGCUAUGCCAUGGCCGUCGUCGGCGGUCCGGUGCUGGGACCCAUCGUCUCGGCCGCCGUCGUCGAGCAGCCGUCCCUCGGCUGGCGCUGGACCGAGUACCUCACGGGCAUCCUCCAGGUGGUGGUGCUCGGCGCGGCGCUCGUCUUCAUCGACGAGAGCUACCCGCCCAAGCUGCUCGUCUACAAGGCGCGGCGGCUGCGGCACGACACGGGCAACUGGGCGCUGCACGCGCAGUUCGAGGAAUGGGACGUGGGCGUGGGCGAGCUGGCGCGCAAGUUCCUCCUGCGGCCGGUGCAGCUCCUCUGCACGCCCAUCUGCUUCCUGAUGGCGCUCUACGCCAGCUUCUGCUACGGCAUCCUGUACAUGCAGCUGGGGGCCAUCCCCAUCGUCUUCGGCGAGCUGCGCGGGUGGCGGCCGCUGGUGGCGACGCUGCCGUUCCUGAGCAUCCUCGCCGGCGCCGCGCUCGGCUGCGGCCUCAACGUGUACAACCAGACGCUGUACAACCGCGCCUACCACGCCGCCGGCGACCGCGCCGUGCCCGAGAAGCGCCUGCCGCCCAUGAUGCUGGGCUCGCUGCUCUUCAGCGCCGGCCAGUUCGUGCUCGGCUGGACCGCGCGCCCGUCCGUCCCCUGGAUCGCGCCGUGCCUCGGCCUCGCCAUGCUCGGCGCCGGCUUCUUCACCAUCUUCCAGGCCGCGCUCAACUACCUCGUCGACACGUUCCAGGCCCACGCCGCCUCGGCCGUCGCCGCAAACACCUUUCUGCGCUCGUGCUUUGCCGGCGCCUUCCCGCUCGUCGUCGGCCCGCUGUACCACAACCUCGGCGUCGGGCCGGGGUCCAGCAUCACCGCCGGGUUUGCGGCGCUGCUGAUCCCCGUGCCCUUUGUGUUUUACCGGUACGGCCGCCGCGUGCGCGCCAAGUCCAAGUGGUCUCGGAAAUCCGUCUUUUGA
Metarhizium robertsii ARSEF 23 is the source of this 1302-nucleotide messenger RNA. Its product is annotated as MSF membrane transporter. The transcript has 2 exons. Gene Ontology annotation, biological process: transmembrane transport. The record is from RefSeq and is a predicted model, not a curated record. Gene Ontology annotation, molecular function: transmembrane transporter activity. NCBI's taxonomy places the organism in Eukaryota, Fungi, Ascomycota, Sordariomycetes, Hypocreales, Clavicipitaceae. Bases 1 to 1302 code for a protein of 433 amino acids.